AUGAUUGCGUUGUUAAUUGCUGUACUUCUUGUUCAAGUUAAGGUCAAGGUUGACGCCGUGGAUUCGUAUCGUUCCCCAUGGCAUUACAAAUGCGAGGGUGGCCUUUGCAAGAAAGAACUGAUAACACAGAAUACGAGUGUACCGGUUUCAGUGGAAGUAUGCGAAUUGUUUUGCGGCGCAACCAGUUCGCUAUGGCCCGCACCAACAGGUCACCUGUCUUUAAGCAAAAGCAUGGUUCAACUCGAUCCCGAUCGAAUCUCAAUGGCAGACAUAGACACUGACACGAAAAUUAGAUACCUCCUGGAAGCCAAUGUAAUUCUGUUACGAAACAAUGCGAAGAAAUCUGUCAGAGAAUUGGCGGAAAGUGGUGGUGCAGGCAUGUUUAUUCGAUUCGCAGGAUUCCUCGAGAACAGCAACGUUAAGCUUACCAUUGACACGGAUGAAAGUUAUACAUUAGCAGUUACCCAGGUGGAUAAAGCGGUGUUAAAUGCAACGAUAACAGCGAAAUCAUACUUUGGCGCACGUCACGGCGUCGAAACGUUAAGCCAACUGAUUGUUUUCGACGAUCUAAGGAAUCAGAUUCAAAUUCCGAGCGAGGUCUCGAUUUCCGACAGGCCUGUCUAUCCUUACCGCGGUGUGCUGCUUGAUACCAGCCGUAAUUUCAUCGACAAAUCAACGAUAUUACGAACGAUCGAUGGAAUGGCCAUGACGAAGCUGAACACUUUGCACUGGCAUAUCAUCGAUUCCCAGAGUUUCCCUUAUGUCAGCCGUACGUGGCCGGAAUUCUCGAGAUUUGGUUCUUACACGGCCGAGAAGAUCUACGACGAGAAGGAUGUCAAGGAAAUCGUUGAAUAUGGACUCGUUCGAGGCGUUCGAGUGUUACCGGAAUUCGAUGCACCCGCUCACGUGGGGGAGGGAUGGCAAUGGGUGGACGACGAUGCUCUCGUCUGUUUCAAAGCAGAACCCUGGAAAAAAUAUUGCGUGGAACCACCAUGCGGUCAACUUAAUCCGACCAGUGAAAAAGUGUACGAACUUCUCGAAGGAAUAUACAAAGACAUGAUGCGGGAUUUCAAACCGGACAUUUUCCAUAUGGGCGGGGACGAAGUGAAUUUGAACUGUUGGAAUUCGUCGGCCGCCGUUACAAGUUGGAUGCGAACCGUGAAAGGCUGGAAUCUGUCGGAAUCGAGUUUCUACAAGCUUUGGGAUUAUUUUCAGAGUAGAGCAUUGGAGAAAGUGAUUAAUGCUAAUGACGGGAAAAGUAUUCCCGUGGUAUUAUGGACAAGUGGUUUGACCAGCGCAGAAAAUAUUAAAUAUCUGGAUCCCAGCAAGUAUAUCAUACAGAUCUGGACGAGCGAAGACGAUCCCACUAUCGGUAGAUUGUUGCGAAACAAUUUUAGGGUAAUCUUUUCGAAUUACGAUGCGCUUUACUUGGACUGUGGUUUCGCGGCUUGGGUGGGCGAUGGCAAUAACUGGUGCGCUCCAUACAAAGGUUGGCAAAGGGUUUACGAUAAUUCUCCCAUGAAGAUAGUUCGGUCGCAGCAUCUCUAUACCAAGAAAAAUCUCAUAUUGGGAGGAGAAGCGGCUCUGUGGACAGAGCAAGCCGACAGUGCAUCGGCCGAUUCGAAAAUUUGGCCUAGAGCCGCAGCGCUUGCCGAGAGAUUAUGGGCAGAGCCAGACUCGACUUGGAUUCACGCUGAGCAGAGAAUGCUUAGACAGAGGGAACGAUACGUAACAAGAGGAAUCGCGGCUGAGAGCUUGCAACCCGAGUGGUGUUUGCAAAAUCAAGGCUUCUGUUACGCCUAA
Messenger RNA from Dufourea novaeangliae, 1803 nucleotides. It is a transcript of the gene Hexo1, whose product is annotated as chitooligosaccharidolytic beta-N-acetylglucosaminidase. Gene Ontology annotation, biological process: glycosaminoglycan metabolic process; carbohydrate metabolic process; ganglioside catabolic process. NCBI's taxonomy places the organism in Eukaryota, Metazoa, Arthropoda, Insecta, Hymenoptera, Halictidae. Gene Ontology annotation, cellular component: membrane. The coding region runs from base 1 to 1803 and encodes 600 amino acids. The transcript has 6 exons. Gene Ontology annotation, molecular function: beta-N-acetylhexosaminidase activity. The record is from RefSeq and is a predicted model, not a curated record.